UUCCCGCCUUCGAUCGAUUUCCACUUUUUUUUUUCGCGCUCCGACCCGCGAUCGGCCACUCCCUGUUGCGAUGCACAGCCUGGGCCAGAGGGUAUUCCUUGUUGGACUGUUUCGAACGAGGGGAGUAGCAGAAUGAGACCGAUCGAAGCGGUGCUGUUAACGACGAGCCUGAUCGCCGCGUUAGCCACGAGGCUAACGGCAGCGAUGGAAGAACCGCGGACCAGCGACGGUCGAGUCUGGUACGCGAACGUGACGGGUGACCUCGUGCUGGGAGGUCUGUUUCCGAUUCAUCGGAAGGGUAACGGCGGUGAGAGCUGCGGCGAGAUUCAGGCGGAGGACGGAAUUCAGCCGUUGGAGGCGAUGCUGUACACGGUCGGCCGGAUCAACGAGAACCCGAGGAUACUUCCGGGCGUGCGGCUCGGCGUGUUGGCUUUCGACACCUGCGACAAUCCCGGCUACGCUCUCGAACGAGCGUUCUAUUUCGUGAAGGGUUUGAUCGCGCGCGGGAAUCGGUACGGCGACGAGGGAUACCGAUGCGAGGAUCAAAGCGUGCCAAAGUUCUUGAACGGCGGAUUCGAUCGCGUGAUCGCGGUGCUCGGCGCUCAGUCCAGUUCGGUCACCAUUCAGGUCGCCUCGGUGCUCGCUCUGUUUCCGGUCCCGCAGAUCUCCUACAUGGCCACGUCGCCGUUCCUCAGUACGAAGGAGAGAUUCCCGCGCUUCUUCCGGACGGUGCCCAGCGACGUGAACCAGGCGCGCGCGAUGCUCGAGAUCCUUCGCCGAUUCGAAUGGACGUACGUGUCGGCGGUGUACACGGACUCGGAGUACGGGAACCACGGGUACGAGACGCUGGUGUCUUUGGCCGGCGAGUACUCGAUAUGCUUCAGCGCGCCGCACCGAAUCAGCGAAGACCGGUUCUCGGAGGAGGACUACGACAACGUGGUACGCACGAUCGCCGAGAAGACGGACGUUCGAGUGGUGGUGCUGUUCGCGGAGAAGUCGACCACGUUGCGGGUUCUGGAGGCGGCGAGACGCGUGAACGUUGGCUCGCGUUUCGUCUGGCUGGGCAGCGACUCGUGGCCAGAUCGACGAGACCCGUUGUACGCUCCUCUGAACGGCUUCGACGAGUACAUCACCGGGUUGACGCUCCAACACCAGCGAGUCAACCCUUGGUUCCGAGAGUUUUGGCGUGCCUAUCACGGCUGUCAGGAGGGUGAAGAUAGGGGCAAGGUCGAACCGCGGCGAAUCAGUUGCGAGGAUCCGAGGUUGAGAGUGGAGAAGAAGAACGGGUACAAGCAGCGAAGGUUCCUGCACUUUGUUCGGGACGCGGUGUACGCGGUGGCGCACGCCCUUCACAACCUGCAAACGGAUCUCUGCGGGAAAGGAGAGGUGGGCGUUUGCGAGGCGAUGCUCCGUCUUUUGAACGAGGAGGAGGCGUUCUCCCGGUAUUUGGCAGAGGUGUCCUUCAAAGACGAAGCUGGGAACGGAUUCAGGUUUGUGAACGGCGUGGACGGGCCGCCGCGGUACUCGAUCCUCAACUAUCAACGAACGGCUAACGGCUCGUACCAUUGGGUGGUGGUUGGGAGUUACACGCAGAACGAGGACGGGGAACCGGUGCUGCGGUUGACACGCGAGAACUUUUGGUUCCGCGGCUCACUGGUCAGCGAGUUCCCGAGCUCCUCGUGCUCGCGUCCUUGCGGCUCGAAUCGGAUCAUCGUUCGCAGCAAGGAGGAUCCGUGCUGCUGGAGGUGCCAGAGUUGCGGUCUCUACCGGUACAAGGUGAACGAGGAGCGGUGCGAGGAGUGCGACUGGGGCAGCAGGCCGAUCGAGAACGGGAGCAGCUGCGAGCCAAUCCCCGAGCAGUUCGUCGACUACUCGGAUCCGUGGGCCCUGCUUGCCAUCGCGGUAGCUGUUCUCGGCAUGGCGUUCACGUUGUUCGUCUGCUCGGUGUUCUGGAGGUACCGGGAGACUCCGAUGAUCAAGGCGUGCGGCCGAGAGCUCUCCUUUCUCCUGCUGUUGGGCGCGUUCGGUUGCUUCUCGAUGACGUUCGCGGUGGUCGCCAGACCGAGCGUCCAGAGCUGCGCCGUGGUACGGUUCGGAAUCGGAUUCUGCUACACGAUCUGUUACGCCGCGCUCGCUACCAAGAUCAACCGGAUCCACAGGAUAUUCAACGAUCCCGGCGGUCGGAGUCGGUACACCAGCCCGAGGUCUCAGCUGACUAUCGCGUCGAUCCUCGCUCUGGUGGAGAUCGCGUUCGACGCGAGCUGGUUGACCAAGGAGCCGGCAGCGGUCGAGCACUGGUACCCCACCAGAGACGCGAACGUUCGAGUUUGCCGGGGCUCCGAGGACGGCUCGUACCUGAUCGGCUUGGUGUAUCCGUUCCUUUUGACCGCCGCCUCCACGUUCUACGCGAUCAAGACGAGAAAAUGCCCGGAAGGGUUCAACGAGACCCGACGCAUCGCGUUCGCCAAUUACGCUACGAUAGUGCUCUGGCUGGCGUUCGUCCCGCUCUAUCUGGCCUCCACCAACAACGUCGUCAGGGUAAUCACGCUGGCGCUGUCGCUGUCGUUGAACGGGCUGGUGCAGCUGCUCUGCCUCUUCCUCCCUAAGGUGUACGUGGUGUUGGUCAAGCCGGAGAAGAACACGAGGGAGCUGGUGAUGGCCAGGCACUGCUCUCACCCCGCCGCGCCGGCCCCGACCGCGCCGGAACCCACUUCCGCCUCGCCCUCCUCGAUCGGGAAACUCUGAG
Habropoda laboriosa is the source of this 2746-nucleotide messenger RNA. RefSeq names its product metabotropic glutamate receptor 4-like. The coding region runs from base 133 to 2745 and encodes 870 amino acids. The record is from RefSeq and is a predicted model, not a curated record. NCBI's taxonomy places the organism in Eukaryota, Metazoa, Arthropoda, Insecta, Hymenoptera, Apidae. The transcript has 10 exons. Gene Ontology annotation, biological process: regulation of synaptic transmission, glutamatergic; G protein-coupled glutamate receptor signaling pathway. Gene Ontology annotation, molecular function: group II metabotropic glutamate receptor activity. Gene Ontology annotation, cellular component: membrane.